Molecule: messenger RNA, 387 nt
Organism: Lichtheimia ornata
Lineage: Eukaryota; Fungi; Mucoromycota; Mucoromycetes; Mucorales; Lichtheimiaceae
Exons: 1
Coding region: 1-387 (128 amino acids)
Source: RefSeq, a predicted model, not a curated record
AUGUCGCUACCAGCCAAACUGGAUCUGGGGGUCGACGAAGGGCAUGUUGAUGCCGUGAUUGAUACCACUGAAACGGACAAGUAUUUCUUUUUCGAUUGUCCUUUUGUUCACGAAGUAUGGCGAAACCUUGCAACUCAAUUUUCUCUAAGCUCUUUGGUUCAGUGGGACCACAUCUCUACUUUGUCGAGAAUACCACCACAUCCAACCUCCGACACCCGUAUUACAGGCACCACCAUUAUUGCUUGCGGUGUGCUGGCCAUAUGGAAAGCCCAUUGGCAAUUCAUCUACAACGACGAGCGUUUUCAAGCACAAGCUGUUGCUGCCAAGGCUGCCACCACCAUACAUCAAAUUGAACAAGAGCACAACCUCUUAGCUAGAAAUGUCUGA